This is a messenger RNA of Durusdinium trenchii, 807 nucleotides long. Lineage: Eukaryota; Dinophyceae; Suessiales; Symbiodiniaceae. The record is from the annotation of a GenBank genome assembly.
AUGCUGUCUGUGGACACCAACUUCUCUCCGAACUUGGUGGUGGCAAUUGGCGAGACGCCUGCGGAUCGUGAAUCCCAAUGGUCUCGACCUAUUCCCUAUGUGGGGCGUCGAACAACCCGAAGAAGGGCCCAGGCUAUCACUUGGACUUGUUUGUGCGCGGUGCCAGCAAUCUUGGGUUUGCCACUUUCAGUGGCCUCAACCGUCCCCAGCAUCACACAUGUGAUCUCUUUGACGACUUACGAAGUCAAGGCGCUUGACAGGGGUGAGCGCAAAGUGCCAGUGAAGGUGGUGGAGCCUGCGACGAACUUCUUGAUUCACGUUCUGAUCGGAUUGGCUCUCUUUCUGCCGCCGGCCCUCAAGUUCUUGCCUCGCGCAGCUCUUCAAGGUGUCUUCCGCCACGCGGGCAUUGCAUCUCUUACUGGCAACAACCCCUUCGAUCGCUUUUGGCUGUGGCUGAUUUGGGAGCCAAAGAACUAUCCUCAGUACAAGUACAUCCAGAAGUUGCCGCUGAAGCGUGUGCACCACCACACCUUGGGACGGCUGAUUUACUUGGGCAUUCUCUAUGGCCUGAAAGCCAUCAAAGAGACUUCAGUGGUGUUCUCCUUCCUCAUGGCCUCCCUGGCCUUCAUUCGCAAAGCUUUGAAGUAUGUCUGUACACCUGAAGAACUCGACCUUCUGGAUUCCUAUCCUGAAGAUGAUGACUUCGAGGAAGAAGUUCUUGGGCCCGCGCCAGACUUGGAGAAUCUGGAGAAGAAUCCAAAAGUCAGAGGACGCGAAGGGAAGGACAGAGGAGGAGAUCUGAGAUGA